This is a messenger RNA of Oryzias melastigma (Indian medaka), 7081 nucleotides long. It is a transcript of the gene lrrc8aa, whose product is annotated as leucine rich repeat containing 8 VRAC subunit Aa. Gene Ontology annotation, molecular function: protein binding. The transcript has 3 exons. Lineage: Eukaryota; Metazoa; Chordata; Actinopteri; Beloniformes; Adrianichthyidae. Bases 217 to 2607 code for a protein of 796 amino acids. The record is from RefSeq and is a predicted model, not a curated record.
UACUGUCCCGUACUUCCGGGUCUCUUGCUCUACAGCGCAGCAGCAAAGCGCAACACCUCACUGCUGGCUGGGUGUUUUGUCGCCACAUUGCCUGUCCAAACGAGGCACCGGCCUCAUGUCCGAGCGGCCUCAGUCUUUGAGAAGCGUUUGAGAAAUGUGUCAUCCGCGUGCGGAGGAGGCGAGAGUCCGCAGCUUUGAUCAAACAGAUAAACCAUCAUGAUUCCCAUCACAGAGCUCCGGUAUUUUGCUGACACUCAGCCUGCGUACCGCAUCCUGAAACCAUGGUGGGACGUUUUCACCGACUACAUCUCGAUCGUCAUGCUGAUGAUUGCAGUGUUCGGUGGGACGCUGCAGGUCACGCAGGACAAGAUGAUCUGCCUGCCCUGCAAGUGGAUCGUAAACAAGCAAUGCAAGAUCAUGCCGCUCCCCAAUACGACCGCCCCCUAUGCGCCCGAGCCCAAAGGCAUCCAGUACGACCUUGACCGACACCAGUACAACUACGUAGACGCCGUCUGCUAUGAGAACAAACUCCACUGGUUUGCCAAAUAUUUCCCCUAUCUGGUGUUGCUGCACACUCUCAUCUUCCUGGCGUGCAGCAACUUCUGGUUCAAAUUCCCACGCACCAGCUCCAAACUGGAACACUUUGUCUCCAUCCUCCUCAAGUGCUUUGACUCCCCGUGGACAACGAGGGCUUUGUCCGAGACCGUGGUGGAAGAGAGCGACCCCAAACCGGUGGGGAAAAUGAACGGCUCCACGGACAAAAAAACAUCUAGCGUGAGCGAGGACGUCGAAGCGAGCGUGCCCAUGCUUCAACGAACCAUGUCUCGAAUAGAGCAGGGGAUCGUGGACCGCUCGGAUACUGGGGUUUUAGACAAAAAAGAAGGGGAGCAAGCAAAGGCGCUAUUUGAGAAGGUGAAAAAAUUUAGGAUUCAUGUGGAGGAAGGUGAUAUAGUGUACAGACUCUACAUACGACAGACUAUUAUCAAGGUUAUCAAGUUUAUACUCAUUAUUAGCUACACAGCCUACUAUGUCCAGCACAUUAGAUUCAAUGUAGACUGUGCAGUGAACAUUGAAAAGCUCACAGGGUACAGCAUGUUCCAAUGCGCUCACCCCUUAGCCACUCUUUUUAGGAUACUGGCCUGUUUCUAUAUCAGCUUGGUUGUAGUCUAUGGACUCAUCUGCAUGUACACGCUCUGCUGGAUGCUCAGCCGCUCCCUCAAGCGAUACUCCUUCGAGUCGAUCCGUGAGGAAAGCAGCUACAGUGACAUUCCAGACUUGAAGAACGAUUUCGCCUUCAUGCUGCACAUGAUCGACCAGUACGAUCCGCUCUACUCAAAGCGCUUCGCCGUGUUUCUGUCGGAGGUUAGCGAGAACAAGCUGAGGCAGCUGAACCUCAACAAUGAGUGGACGUUGGAGAAGCUGAGGCAGCGAAUCACCAAGAACUCUCAAGAUAAGCUGGAGCUGCACCUCUUCAUGCUCAGCGGCAUCCCCGAUACAGUGUUCGAUUUGAUUGAACUUGAGGUGCUCAAGCUGGAGCUCAUCCCGGACGUAACUAUCCCACCAAUCAUCGCCCAGCUUUCCAGCUUGAGAGAGAUGUGGCUCUAUCACACACCUGCAAAAAUCGAGGCUCCGGCAUUGGCGUUCCUGAGGGAAAACUUGAAAUCUCUCCAUAUUAAGUUCACUGAUAUCAAAGAGAUCCCACUGUGGAUCUACAGCUUGAAAAACCUGAGGGAGCUGCAUCUAACUGGAAACCUGAGUGCUGAGAACAAUCGCUUUAUAGUCAUCGACGGGCUCAGAGAGCUCAAAAGUCUGAAAGUCCUCCGUCUGAAAAGCAAUCUGACAAAGCUUCCUCAGGUGGUAACCGAUGUCGGCGUGCACCUUCAGAAGCUUUCCAUCAACAACGAAGGCACCAAGCUGAUGGUUCUCAACAGCCUGAAGAAAAUGGUCAACCUGACGGAGCUUGAACUCGUGCGCUGUGACCUUGAACGCAUCCCACAUUCCAUCUUUAGUUUGCACAACCUGCAGGAGAUUGACCUGAAGGACAACAACCUGAAGACCAUCGAGGAGAUUAUCAGCUUCCAGCAUCUGCAUCGCCUAGUGUGCCUCAAGCUUUGGUACAACCAGAUAGCCUAUAUUCCCAUUCAGAUUGGAACCCUUACCAACAUGGAGCGGCUGUACCUGAACAGAAACAAGAUCGAGAAGAUCCCCAGCCAGCUUUUCUUCUGCCGCAAGUUGCGCUUCCUGGACCUGAGCCACAACAACCUGACCAGCAUCCAUUCUGACGUGGGCUUCUUACAAAACCUGCAGUACCUCGCUGUGACAGCGAACAGGAUCGAGACUUUGCCCCCCGAGCUGUUCCAGUGUAAGAAGCUGCGGACUCUCAACCUGGGCAACAACUGCUUGCAGACGCUGCCGUCGCGCUUCGGAGAACUCACCGGCCUCACCCAGCUGGAGCUGAGAGGGAACCGACUCGAGUGCCUUCCGGUGGAGCUGGGAGAGUGCCGCCUGUUGAAGAGGAGCGGCCUGGUGGUGGAGGAAGACCUGUUUAACACGCUGCCGUCAGAAGUCAAAGAGCAGCUCUGGAGGGCCGAUAAGGAACAAGCCUGAGCCAAAGAAAGAAGGCGGACCAGAAGAACAAACAGAGAAGCAGAGGUUUUUUAAACCAGCUUGUUACAGAUGCCUAGAGGGAUAAUUGCAGCCGUUUGUUUGGUACUAGCCAAUUAAGAAUGUCAGGCUUUUGGACUGGACUUCUUUUUUAGGAAGUCUAAUUACUAAGUUCCUUGAAGAAAGUGGCUUUUCCGCCUCCUGACCAUAAGAUCCUGAGAACGACAAGCAGAAAGUAUUGAAUAUGCAUGCCAUAGUAGUACUUUUUCCAGAACUCAUUAUAGUAAGACUGUUUUCAAGGACAGUGACCUGGAAGUGCUCACCAUCAUUAUUUUGCUGAUCAAAGGAAAUCUGCACAAGUUGAUCACACUCACUCACAGCAGUGUUGCCUGCCCUUCCUUCACUUUUGGAGUGUUUCUCACUUCAUAAAAGAAUCAGUCGAGGCUCAACUGAUUUAUUGUUUUUGGCCCUUCCACCUGCUUGAAGACGUCUUUUUACCCAAACAGACGAACAACUUCAAAGAGGAGCUGUCAGGUAUUCAGCGGGACAUUCAUUUAUAACGGGAAGCUGUCGUGGAGAAAUCCGCCUUUCUUUUGGAUCGCUUUGUUUACCAGUUUAGUCACCUCAUUUUAGCUCUAAAAUCAUGCAGUAUUGAUGUGUCUUAAUGGUCGGCAAAAGAGGGCCUUUAUGUCCAAAUUUUUUUUAGUUACUUUAAAAUUCAACCACAUUUUUACUUAAACACGAGUAACAAAACUACUGACUGAAAGUACAGCUUAAAUGCAUUUUAAGUGACCUUUUAUGCAUUUCAUGAAUUAAAAAAAAGUGGAUGUUUUCACGUUGUAGAAACACUUCUCCUCGAGCUGGUCAUGAAUGCACGUGGCGCUUUGAUCAGAUUAUGUCCGACACUGCCAGUUUAAACAAAUAUCCAUCCUUUUUGACUCUUUUUAGACGCACACUUGCUGUAUGUCAUGUUUAGUUUACCCCCGGUUGUUUAUCUUUUGGAGCGUUUUUGUUGCUGAUGUUUGUUCCUUUCUUUGGGCACAUGAGCAUAAACAGGAAAUUGCAGAGUUAGAUAGAACUGGUUUGGACCGGCCUUCCAAAGGGAAAGAUUACUGUGCACAGUAAGUUUGCCGAAUAUCCAUUAACCAAAUGAGGGCAACGUGCUCUGUCUGCUUGAAACACUUUUCUUUAUAAGAUCUGGGGUUUAAUAGGAUCAUUUGGAAGUGAUCCGCCAUGUUUACUUCUGCCAGGCGUCUCUUGCUGCAAGUAUGGCCUUAGCUUUUACAAGCUAUACCCUGUUAAUGAUCGCAACCGUCAUCGGGGCCUUUUUUCUUGUGUUGUAAAAAUGUAUAGCUUCGAUAUUUAAUGUCUUUGUUAAAUGUGCAUCACAUGGUUUUAUUCUUACCAGGUGUUGUUUUGUUUUAGCUUGUUAGGAAAUUCAGAGCAGGGCUGAUCGUAAUGGUUUGCACCUCUUUGUUGACUGAAUCUUGUUUUUAUUGAGGCCUUGUUUAAGUACAGAUUCCUUUCAGGAGAAAUCCUUUUUAUGCCAAGUAAACAAGUUUAUCGAGAUAAACUGCAGCCCUGUUAAACGCCAAACAGUAUAUGCAAAAAGGUAGCAGCCAAGUUAAAGAAGAAAGACACUUAUUUUGAAAGAAUGGUUGUAUUUGUUUUUUUCAUUUUUUGUGUGGAGGUUAAAACAUCAAGUUAUCUCAUAUUCUGGAUAUAAAAACACUCCAUUGUGUAUUAUUUACCACAAAUUUUAUAUUUACUACACAAAAUUAGCUUAUUAGGAAAAUGUAACAGAGAAUUACCAAAUACUCUUGACUAAUUAGUAAUUAGGAUUACAUUUCUAGUAAUUCUCUGUUUGCUGUCGAGGUUCAAACACAUUUUCAAGUUCAAGAAAGUUCUCAGUGAGAAGCUGAAGUCCAGAAUUCUACAGCAGGAAUUUCAUCCUCAUCAUGAAUUAAAUCCAUGAAAACCUCUACAACGGUCCCCAAACCCCCGGCUGCACCCCGCUACCGAUCUGUGGUACCGCGUAAAAUACCAACAUAUUCUCACAUUCUGGGCCCUCUCCGCGUCUUUUUUUGACGUUUUGGUGUCCCCAACUCGUCGUUUUUUUUUUUAUGUGCAGGCGGUUCCCAUAAAAUCAGGGGUCCCCCAACCUCCGGGCUGUGAACCGGUACCGGUCCGAGGGUCGCUUGGUACCAGGAAAAAAUGUAUACACUAAUCAGGGGUCCCCAACACUCAAUUGAGGUGGACCGGACCAGUACCCUAACCCUCACCACUACAUUGAUUCAAUUUUGACGCAUGUCAAGUCACAUGUGGAAAAAACAUACAUUUCUAAUUUUCCUGCGCCGACGGCUAAAUGGAAACCCGCAAGCUUGCAAAGUUAGCAAACAAAGCGUAUUUGGAAAGUUUCUUUUUACAGAAAAUGAAAUGGAAGAAGAGCUUUUGACUUCAAAGAAAACUUUAUAACAGACUAAAACCAGGAGUCUUUACUCCAAAUAUGGAUUUAUUUCAACAGCUUUUCCCACGCACCUUAAUAAAAAUCCAACAAUACGCCGUCUAGUGUUACAAAGAUGCUGCUAAUAAAGUUAAUCAAACAAUGGAUUCAAAAAGUUUUAGUGACAGUUUUACUUCUUUUAGUAUUUAUCAGUAAAAGUUGAACAAGGCAAAAGUAGCCUUUUUUUUUAGCUUCCGCUUUGACAGUUAUGGGUUAAGAGAAAAUUGAUACCACAUUUUAAUGGUUCCCACACAACAUAAAGUUUAAACCAGCUGCAGAUAUUUGACAGAACAUGAAAAUAAACUUUACCCUUUAAAAGUUAAGGGAAACUGGAUUAAAAAAAUAUUUUAAAAAAAUCCGACACCCACUUCAGGCUUGCCUUUUUCUUUAUAAUUUUUUGCCCCUAAAAACCUGAAGUGGUGCCUCAAAAAUCCCCUAAAUCCUCUUGGUCCAUCUUAGAUUCAUCUGCCCUGUAAAUGGGAUCUGAUGGGAACAGUUCCAUACAAAAGAUCAUAUCGUCACGGUAACGUAGCUUCACUCCGUUGCAGCAAAGGUCAUAUGUUAAAAUACACACUCAGGUGUGUGAUAACUUAACCUGCUUAACCUUUGUGUGAAAUAUUAACUGCCUGAACCAUUCACUAGUUGAAGAAAAUUAACCAAUAGUGGAGACUGCAAUGCAUCUUGGGAGCUUGAAGUUCUACAAGCUUUCCCUUUGUAGAAUUAUUCAAUACUUUUUUAUUUGCUUUACUGAAUUCAAAUAGAACAAGUUCAGCAACUUUAGUUCUCAAAAUUUUGAAAAAAGUUAAAAAAAAGUGAGUAAAAAAUCCCCAAAAAGUUUUAGUUUUGGUAAAAAUAAAUCCCCAAAUAACGAGCUUUUACUUUUGGAAUAUGAAAGUCUCAUGGAUGUCAGCUGGUUUAAGGUGUUUGAAUGGCCCAUUAACAAAACAAAAUGUGAACCAAAGACACUUUUUAAAUGUGGAUCUAAAACUGUUGAUUUUUCCACUUAAUUCUACAUUUUUGGUUCAGUUUUGACAGCAUAAAAUGGUAAAAAGAUACCAGUCAGCCUCACUCUUUCACCACAGCAGGUACUUCAUUAAAAAGUGUGCUUUGAUGUUGAGUUUGGUACAUAAUCACAACUGAUUGUAGAUGUUUUUAUUUUAGGAUGCCUUUAAACUAAGAGGGAAGGGGUUGAAAAACUGAUGGUAAAAAUGUGUUCAUACAGAUUUGUGCCAAAGUUUGUCAUCUUUUCACUGAGUCACAGCUUAGGAUGUAACAUUUUCAUCAGACGUCAGCAUCGAGUCCCAAUGACUCAUGGGAGAGGGGGGUCAGGUCAUGGACCAAACCAGUUCUCCUCAUGAGUCAUUCAGGUGAAAGUUUAGGACAGUCGAAUGUUUGUUGGAAGCCUUAGAAAACAGAAAUCUAGCUUUUUACUUUUAUUACUACAACUUUACAAGUGUCCUGGUUUAUUAUAAACCUAUUUGUGUUUUUUUAUUUUAAUAAAUAUACUUGUUUUAGUUGGGUUGAUGUCUUUUUUUUGUUUUUUUGUUUUGUUUGUUUUAACUGACACAACUAACUUUUUUUUUUUAGACAUGAAAUGCAAAAUUCAAGGUGUUGGUGGAAUCAUUUUAAUUUCCCAAAAUGUUUUUUGAACACAAUUCCUGUUAUCACCAAACUGCCAUGAUUACAAUUAUGUUAAAAAAUGAUUGUAUUGAAUCAUUGGGGGCCUACAGAUCAGAAACUAACUUUUAUUUUUCUGUUUUUUAUUUUGUUUGUUGUUUUUUCUUAAACCCCUGAACCCCCACGUAGACAUGAUCUGGUUGCAGACAGUCGUAUCACUUUGGACGGCCUUCACUCCGUCCUUGCCUCGUACCUGGACACUGGAUUACUACAAGAGUGGGAUUUUGAUUUCCAAAUGUUCAGCCCCUUCUUUUGUACCAUUCUGACACACGAUAAUAAAGGUAACACUAAACUCUG